Molecule: messenger RNA, 6149 nt
Organism: Nilaparvata lugens (brown planthopper)
Lineage: Eukaryota; Metazoa; Arthropoda; Insecta; Hemiptera; Delphacidae
Product: SURP and G-patch domain-containing protein 1
Exons: 12
Coding region: 167-2908 (913 amino acids)
Cellular component (GO): nucleoplasm
Molecular function (GO): RNA binding
Source: RefSeq, a predicted model, not a curated record
UUGAUCGAAGAAAGAUCUGACAGAUGUGAUUCAAGAUUGUUUGACUUCAGUUUAGACUUUGAGUAAUUUUUUCAAGAAUUUAGAAUGGACUGAAUAUUCAGAUAAUAUUCACAUUGAAUUGAAUAAAACAUUCAAUUUGGAGAAAGUGUUUUAGCAGUUAUUCAAAAUGUAUCGUGAGGCUAAUAAUUUUUUUAAAAGAGUUUCCUCCAAUGACAAACAGGAGCAAAUGACCAGACAACAGGAGCUAAUCGAACAGAAAAAACUUGAAAUUCAACUUAAAUUAGCCGAAAAGAAACGCAAGGAAACAGAGGAGAAUUUGAAAAAAAUUCAACCUAAAAAGGCUUCAAUGCUUACUGCUCGAAAUAGAUGGAGGAAAUUAACAAUGGGUCCGACUUGCGCAGAAGAACACAGUGGUCCAACGAAUAUCUUCUCCAAUGAUGGAAGUUUUUUGGAACAAUUCAAGAAGUUUUCUGGGACAGCGACAGCAGACGAGCAGACAGCUAAUGGUGCUAAUCUUGGAAUGAAAAAUGCAGACUCAGUUGCCGAUAGUUCUGCUGUAGCUGACGGUGGAAAAAGUGAUACAGCAGGCUUGUUGGACCAUUCAAACAUGAAUCAGGGCAGUUUUGCCAACCAAUUCAACACACCUCCAAUGUUCACUCAGCCACCUCCGCAAUUCACCCUUCCACCCAGCUUCACCACAUUCCUCCCACCGCCAACCCAACAACAGAUGAUGAUCAACAAUAUUAUGAAUUUUGGUCCUCCGGGCCUGCCACAAUUUCCCCCUCCUUGUUAUCCUCCCACCACCGUACCGCCACCCCCACCCCUCCCACCAGGUGUGUUCUUCUCCCCCCCACCGGGCAUCAUUCCCCCCUCCCGCGCCUCUCAACCCUCACUCCAUACCAGCGCCUUCCCCUCUUCUGCCGCAUUCAAUUCCAGCUCCCUCCCCACUGCAGCCCAGUUCAAUUCCCCCCUCCUCAUCCUAUCAUCACACAUGCUAUCCCCCCUCCUGUGCCACCACCAUCUGUGUCCUUUGAAACCAAAAUGGCCAUCAGUGCCAAUGAGUUGUGGCCAGCACCAAUCAUACCUGAAUAGAGAUCAUUUGAAAGAGGUUCUGAUGAAGGCUUUACUAGUCCCAGCAGAACAAGAGGACGUCGAGGAUGACUUGAAUCCGGAACAGCUGUCAAGGUCAAGUGAAGGUCACCAGCGGUCACCAGAAGAUCAGUCAAGGUCAAACUCGAGUUCGCCCGAGUUGAGCCGCAGUCAGCUGAUUUCAAGGUCACCAGAACACAUAUCAAGGUCAGCCGACUCGAGUCGCGAUCAGCUGAUUUCAAGGUCACCAGAAUCGAGUUAUGAGCGGUUUGUGACCGAGUCAAGGUCAGCAGACUCGAGUCGCGAUCAGCUGAUUUCGAGGUCUUUGAGGUCAAGCGAUGACAGCUCCUGUAGCGAUGACAGCAGGAGAUCAAGGUCUAGAUCAAGGUCUAGAUCCAGGUCUAGAUCGAGGUCGAGGUCACCACUACAGUCUGACGAGGAGAGCAAAAGUAGUAGUCGAGCUAGGAUUGAUGAAGAUAGUCAGACUCAAGACCCAACAGAUGUAAACGAGGAAGAGGUGCACGAAGAAGAAGAAGAAGAAUCAGAAAAAGAAGGAGAGAUGAAGGAAGAAAUAGAAGAACAGGUGAAGGAAGAAAAAGUAGAACAGGUGAAGGAAGAAGAAGAAGAAGAAGAAGAAGAAGAAGAAGGGGUGAAGGAAGAAAAAGAAGAAGAAGAAGACGGUGACAUAAUACCAGCCAAAGAGGAGACACUCGCUGAUAAUCAAAGCUUCAACUUAGAAAUCAAACAAGAAGUCAAAGAAGAAGAAGGAAAAGAAGAAGUGGAACAUGAAGAAAUGAAGGAAGACCUGGAUGGAGAACCAAUGCCUGUAGAAAAGCAAGUGUGGCCCAUCGAGAACCCACAGUAUCCGCCAUUUCUGUUCCCAUCGGACCUGAAAAAAGACAGCCCAGAACAGCAGGACACCAAAGAGGCAGCCGACAUGGUGGUGGAGCAAAGUGCCCCGCCACCCUCCCGGAAACGGCGAAGCAGAUGGGGUGAGACAGUGACGUCACAAGCAGUCACGUCUGAAACAGUGACGUCAUCACUGCCUGGCCCUCCCCCACUCCCAGCCAUCGGACUCGUCAUGCCCACCAGUCUCGGAAACGUGCCCACAAUCAAUGUGCCAGGUAUGAAAGGGGCGAUGAUUAGUCGUGUGUCGCGGACUGAUCCAGCUCUGUUGCAGUAUGCGAUGCACAACUUUGGCACCACACAGCUCUCAGAAGAGGACUGGAAAAAAGCCGAGGAUCAUUUCAAGAUCAACCUGCUCUACCAGGACAUGAUGCGCAAGCGUGACGAGCUGCAGCGUCUACAGGCGUCGGGACGCAACAAGUACGAGUAUGACUCGGAUGAGGAGACAGACGGUGGCACCUGGGAGCAUCGACUGCGCGAGAAGGAGAUGGAGGCCACUCAGCUGUGGGCCGAACAGCUGACCGCGGCAGCCAGCGGCAAGCAUCACAUUGGAGACUUCCUGCCUCCCGAGGAGCUCGCUCAGUUCAUGGAAAAGUACGAGGCGCUGAAGCAAGGACGCCCGCCUGACUUGUCGGAUUACAAGGAAUACAAACUGAAGGAGGACAACAUUGGCUUCCAAAUGCUGCAGAAGCUCGGCUGGACCGAAGGCCAGGGCCUUGGCAGUGAGGGAACCGGCAUCCUUGAUCCAGUCAACAAGGCAAUGUCACGGGGUGACAACCAGGGUCUAGGACUGGAGAGACCUGAUGACGUCAAUGUGGAUGAUGAUGAGUACGAUGCCUAUCGUAAACGUAUGAUGCUGGCCUACCGCUUCAGGCCGAAUCCUCUUAACAACCCAAGACGACCGUACUACUGAUAUCGAAUCAACUAUCUAAAAUGCUUAGGAGAAACCUUUCUUAUUGAUAAGGAGAAUAAAUGAGAAUUCAAACGGUAACCAUUUAAGAGCACAAAUGAUUUAUUUGAGUAUUACAGAUUGCUAUGUAGUGUUAACCAUGGUAGUUUAUAGGAACAAAUAGUCUCACAAGGUAGUUAUAAUUACUAUUUUGUCCUUAUCAAUAUACCGGAUGUUUCAAAAAGAAUGACCCAAUUUCAAACAGUUAUAUUUUUAUUUAUUUAUUUUUAUAAAAUUCGAUUUUCAUCAGCUGAUUAUAGCUGUAUCGUAUGUUUAAAAAAGAAUGACCAACUUUUAAACAGUUAUAUUCAUUUUAAAAAAUGGUGUACACAAACCAAUUUUAGAUCAAAUUACUCACAGAAGUAUCAAGUUUAUGAUGAUGUAUUAUAAGUGUUCUAUGUGCCCUCCUUUUGAGGUUCGGACGACAUCUAGACGGUAGCCAAAUUCAUCCCAAACUGUUCGCAAGAUGUAUUUUCGGACUGUAGCUACUGCAUCAGUUAUCAGCAUCCUAAUCUUCUGGGAUUAUUGACUCUACUUUCAAUAUUUGUUCAACAGAGCCUUAGAUAUGUCAAGGAGAAUUUGGACAAGUUUGUAGAGCAGGGGGUAGUUCAUAGCCAUAACACUAGAAAUAGGGGUAAUUUGACUACUUAUCGGUAUACCUAUUCUAGUACACAAAAAACACUUCUAUUUUUAUCAAUAAAAUUGUUCAAUUCACUUCCUGAAGAUCUUAUAAAUAUGGAGAAUGGAACUUUUAAAAAUAAUAUGAAACGCUUCUUAGCAGCUAACCCUUUAAAAAAGAUUGAAGAUUUUUAUACAUUAGCUAAGAAUAUUCGGUUAUAAGUUGAAAAUCAGGUGACCUUAUCGUAGGGUACUGAUAGUGUAACUUACUGAUGUAAUAUAUUUAUAUUUUGUAUCAUGCUGUAUAUAUUUGACACUUGUAUUGUAUCUGAAGACCUCAGGUAUUGCUGCAAUAAAGAUUCUAUUCUAUCCUGGUUUUUAGCUGCUCAAUAUCAAAUUCUAAAGGAGGAACAUAAACACAAUCUUCAACGUUGUUCCUCCCUUACACUUGAUAUUGAGGAGCUAGAAACCAGGAUAACUGAUGCAGUAGCUUCAGUCCGAGAAGACAUCUUGUGAACAGUCUGGGAAGAAUUUGGCUACCGUCUAGAUGUCGUCCGAGCCUCAAAAGGAGGGCACAAAGAACACUUAUAAACAUCAUCAUAAACUUGUUACUUCUGUGAGUGAUUUGAUGUAAAAUUGGUUUUUGUACACCAUUUUUUAAAAUAAAUAUAACUGUUUAAAAUUUGGUUAUUCUUAUUGAAACACCCGGUAUUAUUGUUCACUCACUCUGCAAGUUUAUGUUGUGCGCUUGAAUCGAAAUUAUUGAAUUUCUUUAGGAUGAAGUUUCAGUUUAAUUUGUUGUUACAAACGAGUAGGCCUAACAGCGUUAGUCUUUGAUUUAUUAAUUUUUGAGAUUCAUGUUUGAGCUUGUAAAUGAAAAUUGACAAAAGAAAGGUGUUUACACUGGUGUAAAAGUGUGAGGAUAUUCUAUUUUCCUCCACCUACUGUCUAAAGUACCUACUUUACUCCCUGAAACAUAAUACUGAAGUAUCACUUUUUCGCUCUCGGUGGUAAAAAACAGAAAAACUCCCUAGGGAAGAAAAGUUACUCCAUUUAAAUAACAUGGGAAGCAUCUAUAUUUUGAAAACUUACAUUGUAAUAGGUAAGAAGGUCUAAGCUCAGAUGAGGAAGCAUAUAGAGUAGUCAUUAAACCAACUAAAUUCAAUACCUCACCAGACAUUUGAUCAAUAUAUGAUAUUCACAUUUGUAUGCUAAAUUUAUUACAAACUUCAUAUCACUAUACUAAAAAAAUGUAAAAAAUUUUUAUUCCAUGUUAUUCAAAAUACCAGCCAACAAAUAUUCCUCAUUAACUAAUCAAAUUUGAAACGGGAACUUCAUCAUAGCUGUAGUUUAGGCGGCCAUUGUUGUUACAACUUUUGCCGACAGAUAGCGCUGUCGGCGGAGAACUGUGAUUACAAGCCAGCUGUUUCUGUUUACUUUUUAGAUUAUGUUGUAACACAUUUUUUGGUCACGUACGUUUUUAAAAAAAUAACUAUUUAAAGUUUUUAUAAAAAUGUAGGUGGAGGAAAAAUGUUGUGUAUAUCAAGAGUGAAAAAUGUUUUUUCUCCCUCAGGAAAAUUGUUGCCCUCGGCUUCGCCUUGGGCUUCAAACUUUCCCCUCAGGGAGAAAAUCAGUACUUUUCACUCUAGAUAUACUAUUAACUAUUAUUUUCUUGAAUGCAUGUAUAUGUGACUACACGUAUGAAACUUUGUAACAUCUCAAUUAACAGUGAAAAGUUGACUAUUUACUUCUCAAAUUGAAGGUUGUUUCAGUUUUAUUUUAUAUAUUUUAUAGGAUUCACAUUCAUAAGUAAGUUAGGAGUGAUACGUUUUACAUUCAUCAACACUUUUGUGAGCUAUGCUGAAGAGCAAUACUUUGUGCUGUCGGUCCUGGCUGAUGAACAACAGUCGUGAGGUCCAAAUUAUAUCCUCGUGCGAGGUGGAACUUCCGUCGCGGACACCUUACCAAUAAAAUGCCUUAUGAAUAUGAUUAGAACUCACGAAUGUAUUUUUUCCAUUUUUAUUGAGUCUAUUCAUGAAAAUUCAAAUCAAUUACAAUAAGGAUCGAGAUACAAUUGAAGAUAAUCUAUAAAAUAUCACAAUGAAUUAUUAGAUAUCUUACUAUUGUUACUACAGAAUCGACUAAUGUAUAUACUUAGGACCAUAUUAAACGUUUUUUUAGGCGUUUCUAGAUUUGGCAGGGCGGGAAGCUCUUGAUUUGCUGAUUGCUUUGGCCCCUGAAAAAACGUCUCAAAAACGCUUAUUAUGUUAUGAUCCUUAGGCCCGGUUGCAAAAACGCCGGUUAAAUUUCAACCGUAAUUAAUUUAUCGAGUACUAAUCAGAGAAGGCGUUUUUGAAAAGACGGCUUCUGUGAUUGGUGCUCGUGAAAUUAAUCACGGUUUUAAAGUUCAACCGGCUUUUGUGCAACCGGCACUGAAUGUUUGUUUAUGGUAGAAGUACGGUAUGUAUAAUUUUAUUAUUUUAGAAAACGUUCUUGUUACUGUAUUUGAGUUAAGUUAGCAUAAAUUUGUUUUGAUUGAAGAGUAUAACUUCCCGUUCAAGUAAAUAAAUGAUCAUUUGCAAUAAUA